Molecule: messenger RNA, 4511 nt
Organism: Porites evermanni
Lineage: Eukaryota; Metazoa; Cnidaria; Anthozoa; Scleractinia; Poritidae
Source: the annotation of a GenBank genome assembly
GAUGUAGAUGAAUGUGCUGACAACUUACAUGACUGCGACGCUCAUGCAAACUGUACGAACAUCCCUCGAUCCUAUAGCUGUGUUUGCAACCCACCAUAUUAUGGAGAUGGAAAAAAGUGCAUAUUAAAUACACGUAAGUUAAGUGUAUUAAGCCAAGAAAUAUAAAAUGAUCCCAGUAAAGGUUGGAGGGGAAUGGGGGGUUGAUGGCUUAGUGGGUACUGCGUCUUAGAUCCUAUUGACUUUUAGAGAAGGCAGCAACUACUUUAGGCCCUUCAUAGGGUGGAUUUUACCCUGCGAGCAGAGUCUCCUUUGAUCUUCCUAGUUAUCUAGGAAGAUCGAAGGAGACUCUGCUCGCAGGGUAGGUGGAUUUCCACUAGCGCGUAAUUUUUACGUGCGUACGAGAAGUAAAAUUUACAUUCGCAGAUAAAAGAGAGGCAAUAUAUGAAGGAUCGAGCGUUAAAGUAAAAGUUGAACCUCGCCCAACUUCACGUUUAAGUGCAACACUUCAUACCUUAAUUGUCAUUAUUUUAUUUACGCGUGUGAAAUUUACGUGCGUAUACAAGCACUUGAAAAUUACGCGACAGUGGAAACCAACCUUACUCUUGGUAAUUAAAUUAUUAUAAUUACUUAUGCAGUCGCGAAAAGAAAGGACUGAAAAAAAAUUCAGGCUUGUACGGGAUUCAAACAUUUGACGUCUCUAUAAACCAAUUGAGCAAGCAAGCCAACUGGGAGCUGGUUUUUAUAAAAAUGGGUCAUUCCCUGGGUUCAAACCUUUCACAAAAAUAGGUCAUCUCCGAAUUAUCACUUUCAAAAUGAGGUUGAUUGCAAAAUCUUUCUUGUGAAAAUGACUUUUAUUUGCAUGAGAAUAAAAAAUCAUUUUCAUAUCGCACUUAGCCUCGCUUGGAAAUAGAGGCUUAGAGCAACUGUUGGUUCGUAAUAUACCCGGGAAAGAUUACAGGCUUUCUACCUGUAGAACAGUUUUGGAUUAGUGACAGCAUAUACAUGUAUGCAAAAGAGAUGGGGAACCUAAACGCAGAGCUCAAGUUCACUAGGAGGAUUCUUGUAGGCAAAUGAACCGCAGCAUUUAGUAAGAAUUGUAGCAAGCAUUCAUGGUAAUAAAUUUAACUGUUUUCAUAUACGAGCCUCUCUAUUGGCGAGUAACUGCGGACGUCGUUUUCGUCACCCUUUAAUUUCCCAUCAAAUCGUCAGCUUUUCAACGAAAUCGUCGCAUAUUAAUAGUUGUUCUGCGUGGUAACGCUACUAGUCCUUCUGGGGAGCUCUAGCAACCACGAUGACGGCGAAGGUAACGUGAAAAUAAAAAAAAACAUGCAACAGGUUUCACUGAUAAACAGAAGAAAAACCUGAACGUGCAGCCAUUGUUUGGCAAAUUUCCUUGCCAUUGUCGCAUGAGUGACGUUCUCAAACGUUAUCGAAAUGGCAGUGCGAUCGUACCUUUAGCCCCCGUCCAGACGUAUCCGGAUAUUUUAGCCUGCGGUGCAGCCGGCCCACGUAUCGCAUAUAGUGCGCGCAGGCUAGGAUAUUUUUGAAUCCGCAAAUUUUUCUUUGUGGAUUCAAGAAUUUUCACGUCCACACGUGUCCGUAUUCAAAUCGAAUUUGCCCGUCCACACGUAUCCGGAUUCACUCUCAGUUCGUCAGCUAAUUUGUAAUAAAGCGAUCUUCGGCUCACGCGAAAAUUUUAUCGCUAGUCUGUUUCACUAAUAAAAUUGUCCCAUCAAGCACUAUAUUUCACUCGUUUAACUUGUUUACGGCGUCAAAUCCGUCCGUCCUACAUGGAAUGAAGCUUCAAAAUGUCAAACCGCCGUUUGGGAUAAUUGAAGUGUACAGUAGUCAUAGCUACAAUGAGGGACAAACGUGUAGAGACACUUCUAUAAAAUGGCCUCUUUUGAACAUUGAACAUACCUAUCCCCUUCCCCUGUGUACCCCCACCCGUUUCCCGAAACCCAAUGUUGUGUUUUAGACCCUCAAGUCUUUCUUUAUCUACAGACAACAUUGAUUCGGGGGUGAGGGGAUUUACGGCGUUUAAAUAUAAUGAAAUAAUAAAUGUAUGAAAUUGUUGAUAAAAGCACCCGUUUUAGACAAGUGCGUCAACUACUUUUGUCCCUGAUUGUAGGUUUAACUGCACACACGUUAAACUAAAAAAGACUUGAAACUGAAAUGCCAGAAGUAAAGAAGCGAUAAUAUUGCGCUGGGCACCGUCUUGAAUAUUCACAGUAACGAACUGGGCAAAACGUUACUGUAUAAGAAAAUAUCCGGAUUUAGCGCCCACUAGUCUGAAAUGGCAUACAUCUCCACCCCCUUACCCGUCGGGUCUUUCUCCUCCGCGCCCCCCACGGCUUAGGGGGUGGCGACGUGUAACACCUCAGAUUGAGCGUCCACACGAUUCCGGAGUUAUAACGUAUUUAAAAAUUUCCUCCCUGGAGAGCGGAUUCAGAAAGUUGCGGAUUCGUCUGCCGGAUUCACCGAAUCCGUGUGAACGGAAGCCGGAUCCGCAAAGAAAAAGUUGCGGAUUCAAAAAUAUCCGGAUACAUGUGGACGGUGGCUUAAUCUCUAAGAUUGUCGUUUCAUCCAGCGAUUGUCGCGACUUCGCCCAUAGAGAGUCUCAUAUACCUUUAGCAUGACUAUCCGUGCACAGCUACGCUGAGUGCCAUGAUUUGCUGGAUCGAUGCACUUUUCCGCGCGCGAUCAUACCAAAGAUAUGAACCAAAGAUUUCUUUUUUAAGGUGGUUUUAAUGCAUCAACCAUUCUUGGCAACGGCAGUAGGUACUUGGAGAAUUUAGCGUCGUUUUUGGAGCCAGUGAUCAAUAGUUCAGUCCGUAGUAGGUUUGUGAGGUGUUGGCACGCUAAAGAGGACGGCUGGGGGGCGUCUACGUUCCACGGCAACUGUGAUGACAAGGGACCCACUGUAACCAUCAUUCAAGUCGGCAGUUGUAUAUUUGGUGGAUACAGUGACGUAACCUGGAAACCCCCCCCACUGAAUGAGUCAGGUACUAGGAGAAUCAGGAAUUGUAUAUUUUGCUGGCUAACAAUGAAGAACGAUAAAGUAGUACAGCGGCUUUUGGCCUGAUGUUUUUCUGUUUCCGUACAAUCAAGGCGAGAAAGUAAUUCCUCAGAAAUCAGAAUUGGGCAUUUUCAUGAUACAACUACCAGAAGUUCGUUUUUCUCUAAUUCACAAUUUUAAUUAAAUUAUCCCGGUCAGGUUUAAAUCUUAUAAGAAUCGAUUUUGAAAUACAUUUUAAAACAAAAGUCAUUGAUAAAAAAGAAGCUUGUCUUCAUGUCAUCAUUAUCAAAGACAAUAUUUACUUCCACGAAUCAUGUUAAUUUCUUAUCUUUUGAUAAUGAUGACAGGAAGCCAUCGAAACGUCAAGUUACUUUUUUAUCGUUGAUUUCAGGUUUAAAUCACAACAUCAAUAAACAAAAUCUUGCAAAAUUUGGUUUCGCCCUCUCCUUACAAAACCCAUUAAGGGGCCACUCCACAGGAGAGGACGGCUCUGGUCCUAGCCUAAUUUUACUGAAAUAUCUUUAAAGUUCUCUAGCUAUGAACUACGGACUCUUUUUAAUGAAGCAAAGUGUCGCUUAAGAACUACCCCCGGGUCACGGUAGUCAGAAGGAGAAAAAGGAAAACCUUUCCAUUGUAAAAAGCUAAUAUUGUAGUCACAUCCAUGAAUAUUUAUGACCAAAAUUACCUUUAAAAGCUAAAUGAAACAAGGAAUCAAGUGGUUCAGCCAUGCGGAGGUUGAAAAAAAAAAUGUAUUAGAUGUAUGUGUGAUACCGUCCGUCAUUUGUAUUUUAUGCACUUCAAGUAGGUUUCAGGCUCUGUCAUAAUUCGAUAGAUCUGGAUUCAGUUACGAUUCUAGUUUGCAUAAAUCUCUUUUCAGGACAAAAACCCUGCUCUUUCCUACUAACACUGAGGGAUUCCAGUUUAGGGAGAACUCCCUUUCUGCUCAUCAUGGAAGUUUGUUACACUUCUAAAACUGCCUAAUUUUCUAGAAUAAUUUUCUCCUCCCCCACUAAUUUCAAAGUCACUACAGUGUCAUUACUAUACUCAGCAAGAGAAAAAAUGGAUGUGUGGCUCAUCACACUGUUUUAGCAAUAUCGAAAAAUUUAUACAAAUACAGCAAAUUUUAAAAUUACAGUAAUGCAUGGCUUGUCUAGGAAUGUUUGUAUGUCAAGCCGGACUUGCACUCACUAUUUUAAACUGAAGCCCGGAUUAUGGAAUAUUCCUAGAAGCUGAUUUUUUAUGAGCGCCUUCAGUAAGGUCAGUAAGAAUUGUAAAAUGUCGUCGUUAUUUCACAGAUAGAUGUGGGAUUGGAUCUUCAAGUAAAGCCUUUAUCUACUCAUUAACCAAUAACAAUGGUUCUGGACACGCCGUGUACAAUCCUGUUAAGCUGCCAGUCAAGUCAGAUAUGUACCAUCGAUAUCGAGCUGUAUACAGGUGUCAUUUUUCAGGACCAAUAUUUGGCCCGGGUGAUAUUGUCAUAUCAAACAACGCU